Molecule: messenger RNA, 471 nt
Organism: Suillus discolor
Lineage: Eukaryota; Fungi; Basidiomycota; Agaricomycetes; Boletales; Suillaceae
Exons: 2
Coding region: 94-327 (77 amino acids)
Biological process (GO): regulation of cyclin-dependent protein serine/threonine kinase activity
Molecular function (GO): protein kinase binding
Source: RefSeq, a predicted model, not a curated record
CGUCAGCCUCCUCGACCCCAACCGCGACCCCCCACUCAACGGGCACGUCCAAGGGUCGGAUUCGCGUCAAGCCCAUAUCUGCCCGUGGUCUUAAUGUCACCUCCGUACGACCGACCUUAUGUCGUCGUUCAAUUCGAGCAGAACGAGUUCGUGAGUCGCGAUCCCACAGACGAAAUGGACGAAGAGGUCACCAAUGCCACGUUCCGACUCAUUGUCCUUGGAUUCAUGCUGGCGAACAAGUGGCUUGACGACCAUAUCUUCUCCAACAAGACAUGGCACACUAUCUGCAAACUUUCCGUCCAGUCGCUAAACAAGCUCGAGUUCUAAGUUUCUUCUGGCGCCAAUGAUGGAACUCGUCGUUCAAGGACUGCUUCUGUAGUGCCCUCCAUUGUAGACAAGACUCGUCCCCCUAUGAUGGCCUUGCCACCACCACCUCGCCAGCUGCCUCCGUCUAGCACCAAGGCACCACCC